Molecule: messenger RNA, 1290 nt
Organism: Podospora pseudopauciseta
Lineage: Eukaryota; Fungi; Ascomycota; Sordariomycetes; Sordariales; Podosporaceae
Exons: 2
Coding region: 1-1290 (429 amino acids)
Source: RefSeq, a predicted model, not a curated record
AUGGCACGGAUAGGCAUUUUAGCUCGGUUGGUGCCACCCGACGCAACACCGAUAAAAACCUCGACUGAGACUUACAACGGGUGGGAUUUGGAGGUACUCGAGGUUUAUUAUCCUGCUGGCGCGCUCCCCCCCUCCGAGCUGGAGGCGGGCUCCUUCGACUACUAUUACACCCACACGGCGGAGGGAACGACAAAAUGGCUUGUCAACCUGACAUACACCGCCCCGACCACCUGUCCAACCCCCUUGGAAUACACGACAGCGAUCAACCUCGAGGAGUUUGGACGACUUCCAAGAGAGCUCACCACUAUUCUGGGCCCGAAGGCCAGCGCCGAAGAACCUACUAUUGUUACAUCCACAAGAACUACUUGGGCUUUGUCCGUCGACAACUAUGUGUCACUCACCGAAACCUCCUACUACACAUCUGCGACGUUACACGUACAACCAACCGACAUUGCGCCAGCGCCCAUCGAGGCACUGAGAGAUUCGCAUGCAUGGGGCAUCGAGUACUACCUUAAACAAUGUUACCUGCCAGGCGAAGAGGAUCCGCGGAUCAAAAAUUGUCCACAUCAGGCUUUCGGACGCUGCAGCAAAAUCGAAGAAGGGCCCGCCGUCAUGAUUACCAUCGUUGGAGCCCUCUUUGUUCUCGGCUUUAUUGAAAAUAUUUUCUGGUUCAGGAGGUUGAUGUUGGGCCGGUGGGCUCUUCGGUGCGGCACGGUAUGCUGGUGGUUUAUUGCGACGUUGCUCAUGAUCUUUGUCACCAAAUACGAAGUCGGGAGGAACGCCGAGGACCAGGAGGUUCUGAGGAAGCAGUGGAAGGAGAUGUCGUUUUGGUUGAAGAUUAAGCUGUGGCUUCUGUGGGGAUUUCGACACAAGUAUCCUGAGCGCUGGCUGGGGCCUAAAAAGCCGGUUAGUGUGGAGGAAAAAAUUGAGAUGGGAAAUGCUGGAGGAGAUAAUGGAGGCGGCAAUGGAGGGGGUAGUGGUGGUGGUAGGGCUAGCGCUAAUGGGGGAACUCGCGCGAGAGAGCAGGUGGAGCAGGAUGACACACCUUUGCCAGUUUAUCCCGGCCCUCCUUCCUCAAGUGUCAGUGAUGGGCAUUCGAUGAACAGCGGGACAACAGCUGCCACGCGGGGGCCGGUCUUGGGAAACCUAAAUGCAGUUCUUGGACCUGUGGUAGGUUCUGGGACUGUGGUCAUCGGGCCGACGAUGAGUCCAGGUCAGCAAUCGCCUGCUUCUCCGCGGCGACAGGAUACGGAUCAGGGUCAUGCGGAUGGUGGUAUCAGGGCUGUUUAA